AUGGUUCAGAUCAAGGAGUUUGCGGUGGAGCAAUGGAUGGACAAAUAUGAAAUCGGAGCCCAAUACAACAUUGCUGAGACCUGUUGUGCCUCUAUAUCUGUGAAUGACCUCCAGAAUCUCUCGGAAGACAAGUCUGCGAACCCAUUGGAUCUCUCCACCAAGCUCACCUACGGUGCCAUCCGGGGGUCGGAGGGCCUUCGCAGCACCUUGGCCCGCCUCUACUCGGUCAAAACCCCUAAUCCAUUGCCUGCAGAUAAUGUUUUGAUUACUGCAGGUGCAAUCCAGGCCAAUUUCCUGCUGUUCUAUUCCUUGGUUGGCCCAGGUGACCAUGUCAUCUGUCAUUACCCCACAUACCAGCAGCUGUACUCCGUCCCAGCAUCGCUAGGCGCGGAGGUGAGUCUCUGGAAGUCCAACGAGAAGGAUGGAUGGAAGUUGGACAUCGAGGAGUUGAAGGGACUCAUCCGACCGAAUACAAAGCUCAUUAUUCUUAACAAUCCCCAAAACCCGACCGGAGCUGUAAUCCCCCAAGCCACUCUAGAAGAUAUCGUGAAUAUUGCGCGGAGCUCAUCUAUCUAUAUCCAUGCGGACGAGGUCUACAGGCCUCUUUUCCACUCUAUCAGUCCAAUGGAUGCGGACUUCCCAUCAUCCAUUUUGUCCCUCGGAUAUGACCGCACGAUCGCGACCGGGUCGUUGUCGAAAGCUUACAGUCUAGCCGGUAUUCGCGUUGGGUGGAUUGCUUCUCGCGAUCGCACGGUGAUUGAAACCUGUGCCGUUGCUCGGGACUACACGACCAUCUCCGUGAGCCAGCUGGAUGAUGCCAUCGCGAGCUACGCACUGCGGCCCAGUUGCAUCCACAGUCUGUUGAGGCGAAACAUUGACCUGGCGAAGGCCAAUCUCGCCAUCCUGGCGGAAUUCAUUGAAUCCCAUCGGUGGGCGUGUGACUGGGUCAAACCCCGAGCGGGUACGACGGCAUUCGUACGUUUCAACAAGAUGGGCAAACCUGUAGAUGACGUCGCCUUCUGCGAGAUGCUCUUCGAGCGGGUGGGUGUAAUGUUUGUUCCGGGAAGUCUUUGUUUUGGCGACGGCGAAGACUUCAAGGGCUACGUGCGAAUUGGAUUUGUACAGGAGACCGAAGUGCUGCAGAAGGGGCUGGAGGCGCUCCGGACGUUCAUGGACCAGAGUUACGAGGAGGUUCCGGUGAGACGAACUACUAAUUACUAG
This is a messenger RNA of Aspergillus tanneri, 1221 nucleotides long. RefSeq lists its product as uncharacterized. Gene Ontology annotation, biological process: biosynthetic process. The transcript has 3 exons. NCBI's taxonomy places the organism in Eukaryota, Fungi, Ascomycota, Eurotiomycetes, Eurotiales, Aspergillaceae. Bases 1 to 1221 code for a protein of 406 amino acids. The record is from RefSeq and is a predicted model, not a curated record. Gene Ontology annotation, molecular function: catalytic activity; pyridoxal phosphate binding.